This is a messenger RNA of Coccinella septempunctata (seven-spotted ladybird), 1360 nucleotides long. RefSeq lists its product as uncharacterized. NCBI's taxonomy places the organism in Eukaryota, Metazoa, Arthropoda, Insecta, Coleoptera, Coccinellidae. The coding region runs from base 364 to 726 and encodes 120 amino acids. The transcript has 2 exons. The record is from RefSeq and is a predicted model, not a curated record.
AUUAAUAAAAUAAGAAACGGUAAUAAUGAAGUGAGUGGUAACUUACGUAUGGGAUUCACUGAACAAAAUAAAGAAAAAAACAAGCUUUGUCUUACUCAAAAAUUCACUCCAGAAAAAAAAAAACUAACUAACAGGAAAAACCGGUUUAACUCGUUUCAAGAAAGGACGCUUAAUGAAUGCCAUCUUCAUUAGGAAUUUCUUGCCUUUUCGAUCUCAAGUACCUACUUGAAAAAGAGCGUCUUCCAGGGUUCUUAACGCUUGCGCCAUCUCCCCUUUCAAUUCAAUAGCUAGUACAGAAAACCUUCUCUAACAUUUCAUUUCUUACUGGUGGUCUUUGAUAAAGUCCACUAGAGGGCAGUCGUUAUGUUAAUAUUGAAAAAAAAAGCAGUCCACUACAGUCGCCCCUUUGAAGGUUCGACUCGAGGAGCACCAUGCGAAGAGAGUUGGAGCUUCAACAUCUAUACCUUAUCUGGAUCAGUAUUCCCAAUUCUCCGGUCAGUGGUAGCAUUUGUCGCUGGCCACACCAUGACUGCAUACUCCUUGGCCAUCCUGGAUGUUGACGGCUUACGGAUAUCGACAUCUGCCACAGUUAAGGUACUUCUGUUGGGUCUGGACGAAAAGAGUUGGUUCCACACUUCUGGCGUUCCAGAAAUGGCAGCAUCCCUACUGUUCAGCGAAUGGAUAACAACGUCAUUAAGUGUCACAGAUGUCUUCGGGGUUCUCUAAGGUAGAGAAAAAAAAAAUUAAAUUCGGCAACACUCAGAAUCAUGGGUGAGCUAUUGUUGAAAAAGUUUAGUUUAGCCGCAAUAAGGUAGGCGACCAGCUCAUACUCCCUUGGUAUAGUUUGAACCUAAAUCACCAUGGCAUCUACGAAGAGCGACUGCGACACUGUUGCUCUUAUUGGGUACGUAAUCCACCCUAUGAAUUGAUUCGGGAAGUACAACAGGUUAGUCCCUUGUUCGAAAGUGCUGUGCCUCAAGACUUGGUUAUUCUGCCUCUCCUAGUUUAUAGUAAGCUUUCAUAUCGAGAAAGGCAUAGAAAAAGGCUCUCCUACUGAUCUACUAUCUACUCUAUCAUAGAUAUUCACUAUCCUACUCAAUGUUUGUUGCUAGCAACGCAAUAUUUGUAAAUCUAAUAUAACUACGCCCCUACAUUGCAUAAGCUUCGAAAUAGUUAUCGUGCUGGGUUAAUAUACAGAUUGUUAAUGUUAGAUAUCAAAUGGCCAUAAGUCUGUAGGACAAGCAAAAGCAUUCAUUCGACUGGGAUGAUGAAAGGGGUUAUAUUGGUUAGUUUUUAUCUCUUUUACUUUAUGAUGUUGUCCUGCCUUUCCAAAAAUGUUAUACUGUUAGCCAGCGUUGGG